This is a messenger RNA of Aspergillus udagawae, 486 nucleotides long. RefSeq lists its product as uncharacterized. Bases 1 to 486 code for a protein of 161 amino acids. The transcript has a single exon. The record is from RefSeq and is a predicted model, not a curated record. Lineage: Eukaryota; Fungi; Ascomycota; Eurotiomycetes; Eurotiales; Aspergillaceae.
AUGCAACUUUUGAAGAGCAUCACUGCCCUAGGCCUUUUCCUUACUGCUGCUGUCGAAGCUGCUCCGGUGGCUGCCCCAGCUGAUAGUAGCAUGAACGAAGCAUUCCCAUCCGUCCUGUUCAUUAAGAAGAGAGACAGAAUCAAUGACUGUGGUGACUCUACUUUCAUCAACCAGAGCAGUGGUGGAUCACCCAGGGUAGACGACUGCUUGCAAAUUGCCCGCAACAUUGCUGGCGGCGGCACCUGGACCUUCGAGGGCUUCGGCGUCCAGCACCAACUGCUUCAAUAUGGGACUUGCGCGUUUGGUGUAACGCAGGGAUCUAGAGUAACAGUGAAGAUUGGCAAUCAGGAUAUCAUUGACCUUAUUAAUGAUUCCAUCUCGCGCUUCCAAUGGUAUGGUCUGGUCGGAUCCAAGGGCACCAUGAACUGUCAGGUGUCAGGUUACAUCGGCCAGGAGAGUGUCUCAUGGGGUAUUUAUCAUACCUAG